Molecule: messenger RNA, 5917 nt
Organism: Nematostella vectensis (starlet sea anemone)
Lineage: Eukaryota; Metazoa; Cnidaria; Anthozoa; Actiniaria; Edwardsiidae
Exons: 18
Coding region: 288-5297 (1669 amino acids)
Biological process (GO): positive regulation of Rho protein signal transduction; protein phosphorylation
Molecular function (GO): protein kinase activity; guanyl-nucleotide exchange factor activity; ATP binding
Source: RefSeq, a predicted model, not a curated record
UGUACACCGAAAUAAAUUGGCCAUCAAUCAAAGCGUGUGCUAUUGACGUAGAAAAGCAUAAAUAUUUCUCCGUACAGUAAUAGGAAACCCGUGGAAAUGAAACUGAGGGAGUUUCAUAGAAUCAUGGUGAAGCCAUUCUAGCAUUUGGUAUCCGUAAAGACUUAGUUAGACGUCAAGCAGAGUUUAUCUUUUGAUCUGAUGGGAUGUUGAUACAAAGAACAGCAAUGACAUCUUUGUCGAGCCUCGGCGCCUAACUUGGUUGCUACCCUGUCUUGGCUAGUUCCUACAUGGUCAUGUCCUCUCGCGGUGCUCACGGUACAGACUGUUUCCAAGUCGAAUCGUUCCUACACAGAGAUGAGAUCUCGAAGUUGUUCAAAGUUCGGGACAAGCGAGAUGGAACUUUCUACUGUAUGGAAGUGGCCACACGUAGACCGGAACAUGCGGGGUCUGUCAACACUUUCGUCCAGGAAACUAAACAGAGCAAUUCACAGUUUCUUCUUGGUCUCAAGUACUCCUUCCAAACUUCUUCAAAAUUAUACUACAUCUUACAAUAUGUCGGUGAUUCUACUUUAGAAUCGUUGUGGGAGAAAGAGGGGCCUUUUGGCGAAGAAAGAGUCCGGUUUUACGCAUGUGAAAUAUUGGUGGCGUUAGAAGAACUUCAUGAUAACGGCCUGAAGUACGGUAAACUAGAUUUAGGGAGACUGCUAAUUGAUUCUACUGGUCACGUUAUUGUAUCAAGGCGAUUUUGCGGUGAGAAAUACUGGACGCGUGAUGAAUGCGUGUGCAAUUUGCCGGGAUUCCGCCGUGGUUAUCCGUGUGAAAAUUCCCACGAUAGAUUCACUGAGCGAGAAAUCCGAGCAGACUUUCAGCACCUAGGCUCCGUUCUACUACAACUCUACACCAAAGAGAAUUUAUCUCAUAUCCUUCCCAUGGCGAGCGUUCCAGAUGAUCGGUUCACUCAGCUUGUUGCGCGAUCCUAUUACCUACCCCAUUCCCUCUCGGCCAUUGCGAGAGACUUGGUUACCAGGCUGUUGAAGGGCCAGUUUUACACCGUUGACCAAGUAAAGAAUCACCCUUUUUUUCGGGGCGUCAGAUGGCACGAGGUCAAAUCUCGAAGACUAUACCCACCUCCGGAAUUUAGAAAAACAAGUGUACUACAAAACACAUAUACCCCCACAGCAUCUGCACGAUCGUACGGCACAGCCCCACAGGGCUACCAUGAGCACGUCAGACCACAGGGCUACCAUGAGCACGUCAGACCACAGGGGUGCCAAGAGCACGUGAGACCACAGGGGUACCAAGAGCACGUGAGACCACAGGGGUACCAAGAGCACGUCAGACCGCACCCGGUACACAGUACGUCAUCAACCCCCGACCUCAGCAUCUGCGCCCGCGAUGACUAUUCGCACAGUAGACCGCACUCCUUCCCAGACUACCCCCCUGCGUCAGGCUGGAGCUACCAGCCCUCCCUCCCUAAGAAGCAUUCACAAUCGCAUUCCUUGACUGACUUGAGGUGCAUAGACGAUGAUUGCAACUCUGGAUGUCGAGGAUUUGGUCGAUCAAGAACGCUUCCCCUGUCGGAGCUUCCGCCGCAUGACCAAAUGAACGACCUCCAUAGACGCCCUAGUGACUCUUCUGAUUACAACUUCCGGUAUCACCCACAGGAUUCCCGAGCGGAAGUGGGCCACGGGUUAUUGCGUGACAGGCAUCACAGAAUAGAUGCGCGAUGUGUUUACGACCGAAGUCCGGAAUACGUGGACAAUCACGAGUUCCGAGAUUAUAACCAACCGAGACUCGAGGCCAGUUCGGUAACUAGUCGGCCAGCUCGCAUGUUACUCGGGAAUCGCUCGAUUAGCUUCCACACUGAUCACCAUAUGCACAGACGCGAAGACAGUCAGCGGUAUUUUAUGGAAAUCCCACCAUCUUUACAUCGGGCACGAUCGUGUUCCGAGCUUGACCGAGUCGAGCCUGAGCCGAUUGCCUAUCGAACCAACGAAAUAAUAUCGACUGAUAUUAACAGAAGGAGCUCGUACGCUGACCAGUUGCAGAGCCCGCGAUUCCAGAGGAAAGAGCGACCACUUGCUCAUGUUCCUAUCCCGAGUUUCGAGGAAUUCAAGCGUAGAAAAUCCGAGGUCCAGAAUACAAAUGAGCUAUCGGCUCAAAACACGGAACAAGCGCGAAAAUACUCAAAUGUGCCGACCAUGGCCCCACGGACAGAAAACCACAAAUAUGGUGACAGGAUGACGUCAUCAGUGUCGUCAUCAGAUGAAGGGCGCAGAUACGUCGCUAAGAGUGACGUCAUCCACAAUCUGCUGCUGAAGUACGGCUUGUAUGAUCGAAAAGAAAAUGGGAAGGAAAUAACAUCUAAAUGGGCGCUUAACAACGAUACAGGCGCAAGCGAAGAGAAGAAGGGGAGAAUACGGCGGUCCGGGUACCCCUCCAUAUCACGUGACACGAGAGAUAUAGGCGGUGUACCUAGUGAGGGGGUUAUAGGAAGUGCGAGGAGUCCUAGGGCACCGGCAAUAAGGAUACGCAUUAAUAGUCCGCCUCUUGCGUACAAGGAAUUGAUCGCAAUACCCCAUACGAACAACAGUAAUCAAACCAAGAACGCUAGUCAUUCAAGCAAACUCUCUAAUUCAAGUAAAGACAGUAGUAAAACAACAAACAACGCGAUUCAUUCAAACGAACUCGCUCAUUCAAGUAAAGACAGUAGUAAUACAAGAAAGAACGCGAGGAACGCAAACGAGUUCCUCGAGUCGAGUAAUGACAGUAUUAAUUCACAAAAGUGCACGGGCGACAGAAGCGAUAAAAAAGAAAAGAAUGACGUGACAGGUGAACCCUCACCAGGCCCCUCAACACGCCUACCUUUAUCACACGUGACCGAUUAUAAUAAUAACAAAGUGAGCGAGAAAAAAUGCAGCAUUUCUCAGAAUACAAACACAGUAGAACGGGAACAGGACGCCGAAGUGAUGUCUGCAUUUGAGAACUCUCCCAGUCCCGAUGGCAAAGUCGACGAGACUAGAAUCAGCGUAUCAGAGCCGGGUAGUCCUUAUCCGCAAAGAAACGCUAAGUUGUCAGCGGUAAGUGACUUCUACAGGCCUGUGACACCUAUAAAGCGGUCGCCUUCUACAAGCUCGGUGAAUAGCGAAGGUGAAUGUAAAAGCAGUGAGACCGAGCGUAAGAGCUCGGGGUUCAACGUCGCUUCCAAAGCGCUUUGGAGUGCGGCAAAGUUCAAACUGCGCCUUGGUAGAUCGCCAACGAAUUCUCCAAAACUCUCGCUCAAGUCUAAGGAAGAGGGCGUGACAACAACGAAUGACAUCGCAUUUGAUGGUGAUAGCCUGCGUAAUAACGAGACCUUCCACCAAAAUGGCGAGAAUGUUAGGCCUCGAAUAGGUAAAAAAGCUUCAUGGGUGAGCAUGCAGUCUCACCUGUCAGCGGAUGAUGCUACCAAAGUACGACGGCCAUCCGCUGACUCGAAUGUAUCGCAUGGUCAGCUGCGUAAGACAGGGGUUCACACAAGCCUUCUCAGCAUUGCUAGCAGCGUCUACUCCACCGACACUGAACACGACGACUCUGCGUACGGGCUAAGUGACGGGGACGCUGUGGACGCAGCGACUCCGCGUAACAAGAGGCGCUGGGACAGUUUCCAUAGUAAUGUCAGUGCUGAUAGUGGCUCCGCCCACAUGUUCGAUUUCGAUACGGAUUCUGUGAUAACAGAGUACGACGAGGAAGCUGUCUUUGAAGAUGCCAAGUCGACAGACGAUACUCAGGCAAGGCCUGACGUUGAAAUAGAGCGCACGGACAGUGGUGUAGGCGGAGACCUGGGACCUGACCCUCGGCCCAAGCCCCAGAGCUGGGAGGACAUUGUGGAGAAAAGUUCCAAGCGCUGGAGCGUGGUUGCAGUGAGCGCCAAACACUGGCAGGAAGUGGCCAGGAAGAAGAAGAAGGAAAAGGAGCAGAAUAAGAAGCACAAGAAUGUAGCAUCCGUCAUCACAGAAAAUAUGGUUGAGUGUCCGAAUUGUUUGAAGCUCUUUGUCCCUAACAAUCAUGUUGUCACGGCAAAAGAACGCGCUACGUCAGUUCAUAUCUGCCCCAAGUGCAUAGAGAGAAGGACGGAGAGAAAAGAAGCCAUCAUUGAACUGGUCCAGACUGAAAUCAACUAUGGAAACGAUCUGCAAAUAUUGAAAGAGGAGUUCUAUAGCCCGAUGCAGUCGGGAGGUAUCCUUAUACCAGAGCAUCUCGCCGCCAUCUUUCUCAACCUUCAGGAGCUGGUCGAGGUCAAUAGCAAGUUUUCCUCGCGUUUGCAGCAUAGUUUAGAGGAGUCCGUCGCGAAGGGUGACGCGGAGUUCUGUCAAGUGAAUAUCGGAAGCGUGUUUCUAGAGAACGUUGACUUCUUUCAGUCAUACAAGAUUUAUUGCUCCAAGCAGAACGCUGCGUCUGCGCUACUAGAAUCGCUGCAGAAGAAAAACGAACUACUGAAGAUCUUCCUCAAUGUGACAUGUCGGGAGAAUCCCAAGUGCCGAAAGAUGGACCUCACUUCAUUUCUUCUUGCUCCAGUGCAGAGGAUAAUGAAAUACCCGCUGCUUCUCAGCAGAAUACGUAAGUCGACUCCGCGAGGUAAUGCUGACCGCGAGAAGCUGAUGGUCGCCCAGCGACGGAUAGAAGAUCAGCUCAACAGGAUCAACUCGUUGAACUCUGCUGUGGAAUCCAAGCGGCGGUACAGGGGCAGCGGCCACCUGGGCAGGUCCGACUCGCUGGACAAACUACAGAUGAAGAAAAUGGCAAGUGACAUCUUACACUGGAGUAUGACCGAGAUGCAGCUACUGAUGCACGGGGUCUUCGAGGUUACUAUACAAGAGUUCGCCUCCUCGGCUGCUUGGAGCAAGCGUAAUUCUCGUAGCAAGUCGCUGGACGUGUUCAUGCUCUUCUGCAUUCGGGGGAACGUGGAGCACGUGACCAUUGACUCGGAUGAUGAAGGCCUAUGCGAGGAUCCAUUGUUUCCUUGUGAGACCGAGGCGACGGACGCUGCGCUGGUUAUGCUAAGGAAGAAAAUCAAUGGAAAAUACACACUUUACAGGGAACCACUGUUUCUUGAUACUUGUGUUGUUAUCAACAAUGACGAGCGUAAGGAUUCAUUUGAGCUGCUCAAGAUGGGACUCGAGACAUAUAUCUUCAGGGCGUCGACAAGUCGAGAAAACAGACGAUGGCUAAAGUACUUGCGGAUCCAGGCGAAAGACCUCGGGUCAUGGAGGCGGCGGAGGAAUGGUCUUCCUAACAUCAUGAUCAAGACGAUCUAAAUCAAAUCCAUCUAGAAUAUGAUUUAGGUCAUGGUGGGGGAAAGCGUAGACAUGAAUAAUGUCUGGUGUUUACGAUUUUUCAAUAACAAAUGGCGUUUUUAGGGGGAGAGGGCACGUCCCUUCUGCGCCAAUCUCCUCUAGUUACCAGGUCUAGUUACCAGGGCCGCUUGGGCUCUCGGCCCUGCCCAUCAUUCAAAGUAACAGCGUGGUGCCUGUGGUUCUUUUGCAGACUCUAUGUUAAUAAAAAAGUGAAAAAGAAAAAGAAAAACAUGGUGCAAAUGUCGACGUGCGGGGAUAGGGUUAAUACAAAUGCCGAAUUUUUUAUAUAAAUCUGUUUAUAUGGUAUAACAAUGAAUAUUUUAAGAGUGCAAUGCAUCAUGGUUAAGAUAGGCCCUUGAUAAAUCAAGGUCUUCACCUCAAUGAAAACAUUAUGGUUUUUUGUAACAUCAACUUAUUUGAAGACUGCGGGCAGUCUAUAAAUAGAAAUACUAAAAUAUAUUUCUGGAGUUGUUAAAUAUACUUACAUUAUUUAAAAGUAAUCGUAAAUUCUUAGGUGAAGACUGAUUGUGAUACCAUGCUUCCUUGUUAAAACCUCAAAUAAAUUUGCAUCGGAAAAACAA